Molecule: messenger RNA, 807 nt
Organism: Hymenoscyphus albidus
Lineage: Eukaryota; Fungi; Ascomycota; Leotiomycetes; Helotiales; Helotiaceae
Source: the annotation of a GenBank genome assembly
GAGAGAAUGAGCAGUCACAGGCGCAACGUCAAAGAAUUGCGAUACUUACAAAAAGAUGGUAUGUAGGAUCCUUGAAGGCUGAGAGGCAUGGCGAGGAAAAGCCCCGAGUCGCUCUUCACUCUGACAAAGUUAUUUUACUGAUUUCACUUCCAGUCCGCGCUCUUCAAUUUCCAGUCUGCGCUACUGGUGCUUCUCCUGAUGAUUUGCACCAGCGCAUACUUCCACCAACUGUUUCCGGGCUUCAUGGAUAGGAAUAAGGAUGGGUAUGCUGUUAUCCUAGGUCGCGAGCCUAUAUGUGGAAAAUGGCGCUAAUGGGAAACGUAGGGCGUUCACGGGUGUCUUUUGGAAAUGCGCCAGGAUAGGAGAACGAUUAAGUCCAUACAUUAGUAUGUGCUGUGUCAUCAUGGCUGUAAGUAUACAUGGUCUUGUAAUUUGGAUCCAAUCUAACAGAUUCAGGUUUCUAUCUUCAUCGGUAAUUGAAGUAAACAUAGGAUGAUUCGGGGCGUUUUGGGCGUGAUGAUACCAGGUGGACUUGAGUUCGGGCAUACUAGAGAUCACAUCUAAUGAUGUACAUGACGGAGCAACAAUACACGAACUCUACAAGAGAGAAGAGGUACGGGGUCAUGGAGCAGUAUUACAAUUCAAGGCGGGCGAGGGGUCGCUGUACCAUACACGGACGUGGUCCAGGAAAUCACUUUUCUAUGGCAAUGAACCGAAAAGUCUUGUACUUUUGUAUAGAACCAAACACUCCCCAACGCCUUCGCUAAUGCAAUACAAAUUCUGUGAACAUCAUUUAACCGUUGAUAC